AUGAACAAAAUAGAAAUAGUCGUGGAUUUAGUAGAAGAAUCUUCAGCUGUUGAAACAAUUGCAUUAGAUGAUGAACCAGAUAUUACUAGUGAUUUAAUUUCCAAAGAAAAUAAAUUAUUUAAUGAAAUUGUUAAUAAGUGCUAUGACAUAAAGGAUUCAAAAGGAAUGAAGAGAAUUCUAAAUAAAAUGGUUAUACCUGCUUAUAGACAACUUGAUGAAAAUUACAAGAAAUCACAACGCUUUGAAGCAGUUUUAUAUAAAAUUCUAAAACUCAUUGAAACAGACCCAUUUCGUAAAUUCACUCAUAUUAGGGAAUUGUAUGAAACAUUAAAGCUGCAUAAAGUGAGAAAAAAAGUUAAUUUUGUUACAUUAGCAACCAAUAUUACAGAAAAAAACCAUUAUAAUGGUCAUAAAAGAAAGACUGAUUAUAAUAUGUGUAACUUAAGAAAAAAUCCUAAAAUAGAUGUAAUUGACUUGGAUGAUGAAAGCACCACUGUAAUAAACUUAGAUAAAUAUGAGUUUGAUGUAGUAGUAAUUGAUGAUGAAAGAAAUAAUUUAGAUGAAGAAAAAGAAAAUAAAGAUUUGGAUACCUGCAAUACAAGUUUAGAUAAGACUAAAAUUACAAAAGCAUUACAAGCUAGAUGUAAAGUUAUGUCUAAUGGGAAUUUAAAUGAAAAAGAGGUAACUAAUGGUGUACAGCACAAUGAUUUAAUGGCAGAAGAUGUUGAUAGUGAAGUUAACGAAUUUUUAGUACCAAAGGCGGUUGAAAUAAUUGAAAAUGAAUGUGAACCCACAGACAGUGAAAAGGUGCUUCAAAUUGAAAAACAAAUAGCAAUAUAUAAGGAGAAGAUUGCAACGUUAGAGGAACAAGAGGUUGAUGAUGAUACAAUGGCAUCACCAUAUAUAGUGAGUGAAAAAUACAAAGCAAAUAUAGUGGCAUUGUAUAAAGAACUGUGUGAGCUUACUGGAACCGAAUCAGUUAAGCGUCGUGAAGUAAGACUUAAAGUAAACGAUGGGCAUCCUUCUGGCCCAGUACGAAGACUUGAAAGGUUUUUGAAUAAUAAUAUUGGAAGCGAUGGCGAUCCACCAUUUCCCGAUUUUUGUGAUGUCGUUAGUUGCGUUGUGAAAUCCAACCAGGAAGAUGGACUUGGUUGGACCAGAGCACAGAUAAUGAAGGAAGCUACGUCAUUGUUCACUCAAUGCGGUCGUGAGCUGCAAAAACGAAGACAAAAGAGGGAGUGGCGACAUUUAAUGGGUAGAGUGAAACUCGAAGAGUGUAAUAUUGACCCCGCGGAAGAAAAUCCUGAACUAGAAGCACGCUUGCAAGAAAAUAGACGAAUAGCAAUGAAAAACGAAUCCCACAUUCUUGAAACUUUUUCGAUGAUGCAGUACUUGCCUGCAGUGCAAAGUAAUGAAUAUGUUGAAGAGCCAAAUGAAAUUUUGGAUAGAAACAAUAGUAGCGAUACUGACACUACCUUCGACAGUGAAAAUGAAUCGAUAGAUUUAAAUGAUAAUACAACGGUUGAAAGUAACUUAAAAGCACCAGAAGAAGAUAAUUCAAAAACAACAAUAGACGGUUAUUUUGAGACUCCAACAAAUUCAACAGAAUCCAAUAAUUUAAAUAAUAAUGAAGUUAUAAUAAAGAAGGAACCCACUGAGAAUGUAGCACAGUUGCUAGAAGGAUUAGGCGAUAAUUAUACAGCUACUAUACAGGAUAUCGAAGACCCCUUCCUUAUAAUCGAAAUUUCAUCCGACAGCAGUUCGGGUGAGGAGUAA
Parnassius apollo (apollo) is the source of this 1776-nucleotide messenger RNA. Lineage: Eukaryota; Metazoa; Arthropoda; Insecta; Lepidoptera; Papilionidae. The record is from the annotation of a GenBank genome assembly.